AGGACUGUCAGGAGAAAAGAGAGUUGGGAAUGCUCAGACAGGCGGAUAGGAUGAGGGUAAGAAGAGGUUGAGAUGAGGGAGAGAAGAGGGAUCAGGGUGGCUGCAGAGAGACAGAGUGACAGAUCGAGAUUCACAAGCAGAUAAGCAACAGAAGGAGGAGUGGAGGGACGAAAGAAGGAGGGGUCGAAGCUGCUCAGGAGCUUAAAAACAGCAGAGCGCGAAAGGGAACCUUCAUACACACAGAGUGAACAUGGAGUAAACCGAAGGCGCUCGUCAGGAGGAAUAAAUCAGCAUCACUCGAAGGCCUACGGAGUGGAAAUGAACCGAACAAGCAAAGCAACAGAGGGACUGUAAGUACUAUUUCUUCAUGAGAACCAUCCUACCUUUGAGGAACUGCAGAUCCGUCUUCACAUCAACUAAAUACGUUUGACUGGAAAACUACACGCUCACUCUUCACUUUCGCAGAAGUGGGAUGGGAACUGAACACUGAGCAUCCGUGAGAAAUCACUGCCCUCUGAACCUGCAUCAUGUUUCCCUGGCAUGGGCCAAAAGGACCACUCCUGCCCCUGGUCCUGAGUCUUCUACUCGCCACCUGCGCUGGACAGGACAGCCUGGAGGAUCUAGACGGUGAUGACGAGAGCAACUCCGUAAGCACAGAGAGUCCUGAGACUGUGUCUUUAGAUUUGGACAUAGUUGAUCCUCACAGUACCUGGAUUGUCUUCAGGGAUAACUCAAAUAAGGGUGGAAACAAGAAGCCCAAACAAAAUAAAAGAACCUCUAAGCAUGGUUUGCCUGGUCCUCCAGGCCCUCCUGGACCCCAGGGGCCUCCAGGCCCUCCUGGCCCACUGAUGCCCAACCAGGAUGAGAUACUAGAAGACCUCCAAGUAAAGCUAAAAGAGAUUGUGGACAGCCAGUGUGAGAUCUGUGAACAGCCCCCCCGCGUGGCCACAGCCUUCCACAGCCACCUGCACCACAAUCUGCUGGUCCAGAGACGGAGCCUGCAGGAGCUCCAGCCUUUCAGCAGUCCUUCAGACACUGAGCAGUUUCAGCAGCGAGGGCAGGGCUUUAACUCCAGCAGCGGCCGCUACACCGUGAAUGUGUCGGGGUUCUACCAGCUCACAGCCAGACUGGUGCUGGAAUCGAGUGAGACUCAGAAAAGGACCCAGUCACGACAAAGGGACAGUGUGAAGGCCUCCAUAUGUAUCGAGUCUCUGUGUCAGAGCAACAUGUCUUUGGAGAUGGUAACAGGUGUGACUCCCACAGGAGGAGUGUUCAGUGUUCUGCUGACAGGAAUCUUAUACCUGCAGGCUGGAGAGUACGUGUCUAUUCUAAUUGACAAUGGAACAGGAUCUGCACUAACAGUCCACCAAGAAAGCUUGUUUUCUGGGCUUCUUCUUGGAGUAUAAGAGCUUAAGGAUAAACUACACAUGGUCAGGGACAGAAAGACUUGCAUAUGAUUAAACACCCAGACAGAUACACACAAUGAGAGAGAGAGAGAGAAAGAGUGGAAGUGAGAGGACACAUGCGGACAUACAUUCAUUGGUCACUUUAAUAGGAACACCUAUACCCCUGCCUGUUAAUGCAGUUCUUCAUUCAGGUGGCAGCAGCACAAUGCAGCUACAGUUCAGGAGCUGAACUGGACCAUAUCAGGACUCUGACAGUUAAAGACUUUUUCAGUCAUCGACGGUCCAGUUCAGGGUAGUCUGUGCCCAUGAUGGCCUCUGAUUCAACUUCUUGCCCAACAGGAUCGAAACCUUCUGUGAAGGAAGGGCUAUGAUGUUCGAUGCAUGAUGAGAUGCUUUAAUGAUCAGCAUGGUUGUGAUAAGUGACUACGUGUUCCUGUUUCCUUCUUGGCUGCUCAAACCUAUUUUCCUAUGAUCACUUAAAUCAACAAGGCAUUUCUAUACACACAACUAUUACUCAUUUAAUACUGUUUUGUUUCUAGAGGCAAAAAAAAAAACGGUGAUCAGCAUCCUCCCAGGUGAUCAGCAUCCUCCCAGGUGAUCAGCAUGCUCAAACCAGUCCAUCUGGCACCAAAAACUAAGCCAGAGAUCACACUCUUUCAGAUGUUUAAUGUAAAAUUAAGCUCUUGAACUCCAUGAUUUUAUGCAUUGUGCUGCUGCCACAUGAUUGGCUGAUUGUACACCUCCUUCAUGCUGGUAUUUAUGCAUUCCCGUUGCGAGUGUAUAUAUUAAACAGACACAGUGAGAACGACCAGUCUUUUCCAGGCCUUUUCUCCUUCUCUCCAUACACAUUUCCUUGUUUGUAAUACAGAAAUCAUAUCAGCAAUAAUAAUUAUGCCGUUUUCCCCAAGAUAUUUACACUAGGGCGCUUGAAAAACAUUUUCACCUCGACAGCGGAUUACACAACUCUGACACGUUGAACAGUGGAGAUGUACGGAUUUAUUUCAUGCGCUGUGUUUUACGCUACAGCUGUCCACUGAACAGGUUCGAGAAAUUAUAUACGUAUUUAUUUCGCAUUUUUCAACAAAGUUUGAAUGUUAAUAAAAACCUCGCUGAACCUC
Molecule: messenger RNA, 2524 nt
Organism: Silurus meridionalis
Lineage: Eukaryota; Metazoa; Chordata; Actinopteri; Siluriformes; Siluridae
Product: erythroferrone
Exons: 9
Coding region: 528-1406 (292 amino acids)
Molecular function (GO): hormone activity
Source: RefSeq, a predicted model, not a curated record